CUUCCACUUCGACUUCGAGCGAGGUCCCGAGUUAAGUUGAUGGACCUAAUUGAUAUUUCAUAUUUUGUAAACAUACCUACAUAACAUAAACUUUAUUUUUUAGGAUUGUAAUUUUGUUAGAAUAUAAUGAAUGCUAUAAAAUUACGCGACUACAAACUUAAGUGUUAACGUAAAUUGUAAUAAGUUUAAAAUAUAUUUAUUAAUGUAUAGGUAAAUCGAGAUUGUAAUAUAAUGAUCCGUCAAGGAAGCAUUGAUGACAUUAAUGCCCAUCAGUUCCUAAAAAUUGCUAAUUACGAAGAUACAGUGCGGCAGUUGGAUAUAUAUUAUGCUAUUGUUAAAAGGCAAUUAUUAAGGUUCCAAAGUCCAAUAACAGGUUUAUUCCCCGUACUUUCCUCUGAUUUACAUGUUGGAAGUGUACGGGACAGUAUUUAUUGUGCAGCUGCGGUAUGGGGACUAUACCAAGCUUACAGGAGAAUAGAUGAUGAUAGAGGGAAGUCUCACGAAUUAGGCCAGAGCACUGUAAAAUGUAUGAGAGGUAUUUUAGAAUGUUGGAUAAAACAAGCGUCAAGAGUGGAAGCCUUCAAGACCAGGCAAUGUGCAGCUCAUGCAUUACACGUAAAAUUCCACCUGACCACAGGGGAUCCUGUACUGUCUGAUGAAGAAUAUCAUCACUUACAAAUUGAUGUGGUGUCAUUGUAUUUGAUAUUUCUUGUGCAAAUGAUUACAUCGGGAUUGCAGAUAAUCUAUACACAGGAUGAAGUUGCAUUUGUGCAGAACUUAGUUUACUAUGUAGAGCGUGCAUAUAGGACCCCUGACUAUGGCAUGUGGGAGAGAGGAUCAAAAUACAAUGAUGGCAAGCCAGAAAUUCAUGCUUCUUCUAUAGGCAUGGCAAAAGCUGCAUUGGAAGCCAUUAAUGGCUGCAACUUAUUUGGAGAUAAAGGAGCGUCAUGGAGUGUAGUGUACGUAGACAUUGAUGCUCACAACCGUAACCGUAGUAUAUUUGAAACGAUGCUGCCUCGUGAAUCCAGCUCAAAGGGUGUUGAUGCGGCUCUGUUACCAACAAUAUCGUUUCCGGCGUUCGCAACCCAUGAAGAAAUACUAGUACAACUGACAAAAAAUAAUAUAUUGGACCGCUUGCAAGGCAAAUAUGGUUUUAAGAGGUUCAGUCGCGAUGGAUUCAAGUGUGUCCUGGAGGAUGGAAAUAGACGCUACUAUAACGAAGGAGAACUGAAGGAGUUUGACGGAGUGGAGUCUGAGUGGCCAUUGUUUUAUGUGCUGAUGAUUAUUGAUGGGGUGUUUCGCACACUGCCUGACCAAGUUGAAGAGUACCAGAAGCUGUUGAAGUCCAGAAUCUAUAUGGAUGAGUUUGGAGAUCCCGUCAUACCUUGGUACUAUUAUGUACCCAGCGACGGAAUCGAAAAUGAAAGGAACGAUCCUUACUCUGUGCGCAGACUUCCUGCAAGUGAACAUGGCGAUUGUGAUAAUAAAGAUAGUGGCGGAUUGUUCUUGUGGGCACAGUCGCUGUUCGUUCUCGCUCAGUUGUUGACCGGCGGACUGCUCCACGUCAACGAAUUAGAUCCGAUCAGGCGAUAUUUACCUUCGUACAACCGCCCCCGUCGCGCUGGCAGAUACUCUGCUUUCCAGGGAAUAGCGACAGAUCUGGUGGUACAAGUGGUGUUGAUCGCAGAAUCCAUGCGGCUCCAGGCAAUGAUGGGAACAUAUGGGAUUCAAACGCAAACACCCCAUGAGGUAGAACCGGUGCAGGUGUGCAGCUCUACUCAGUUAGUUCAUGUGUACAGAGAGCUUGGCGUAUGUCCUAAAUUAAAGCUCACAGGGCGUCCUAUUCGACCGGUUGGAUCCUUGGGUACAAGUAAGAUAUACCGAGUGUGCGGUAUGACAGUUCUCUGCUACCCGUUGAUAUUCGAGGUGUCCGAGUUCUACCUCUAUAGAGACAUGGCGCUGCUCAUCGACGAUAUCAAAACGGAGUUGCAGUUUGUUGGAAAGUACUGGCGGCUAUCCGGUCGCCCCACAGUGUGCCUGCUGGUCCGCGAGGAGCACAUGCGAGAUCCUCACUUCAAACAGAUGCUGGACCUGUUCGCAAUGCUCAAGAAGGGCCACUGCGACGGUGUCAAAGUGAGACUCGGUCGCUUGCAGAACCUGAUAUCCAGCUCUUGUAUCGAGCACCUGGACUUCAUGAGCCAGGGCGAGUUCCCGUCGGAAAUGUUCACCCAGUUCAAGCAGUUGCAGCACGACUACAUCGGAUACCAGUCGCUGACGGACGUGCCGCGCACGCUCACCUACAGGGAACCGGAGAUCAGCUACGAGUCUUAUAAGCACAGGUCGACCCCGGAUGUCGUGUCAGCCUUGCGUUCAACAGAUAAUAUAUUCGCCCAGUCCCAGCUCUGGGGUAUUUUGAUGGAAAGGGAGGGCCCCAUGUAUGAGGUGAACGGAAUGAGCGCGCUGGAAUCACUGAAGAGUCUGUACCACAGCGCGGGGGUGUUACGUCACUGGAAGGCGGUCAGGUAUUGCUCGUCUCUCCUCAACCACACGGUGGACUCCAUCAGCCCGUUCAUCACGACCGUGCUCGUCAACGGUAAACAGUUAACGGUGGGUGUGAUCGGCCAGAAAGAGACAGUGUUUGAUAAACCCAUGACCCCGGGUGAGAUCCAGUCAGUGAUGUAUUCUACGAUACAACCCUAUGAUGUCAUUGGAGCUGUCAUGCAACAGGAAGUGGUGCUGUACUGUGGAAGAUUAAUAGGGACAAAUCCGGACAUGUUCCGGGGGGUGCUCAAGAUAAGAGUGGGCUGGGUGCUGGAAGCCAUCCGCAUCUACCUCCAGAUAUUUCCCGACGAGAUCAAACGCGACGCCACCCUCGAGAGCCUCUCCCCGUACAAGCUGCGCACACUCCUCCACCGGGUGUUGACAGUCUCCGACUGGGCGGACGAGAAGGGACUAACGCCACUACAGAGACGGCAGUUGGAAGGUUGUUUGUGUCGAGUCCCGAAACAUUUCUAUGUUCAAGUAUGGGACAUUCUACUGAGAACUCCUAAAGGAAUUAUAGUACAGGGCCAGGCGAUCCCGGCGUCGCCCACGCUCGUGAACAUGUCCCGCUCGGAGCUGUCGUUCGCGCUGCUGGUGGAGGCGGCGCUGGUGCGCGUGCCGUGGGCGGCGCGGCGCCAGCUGUGCGUGCAGCUGCUGGUGGUGGUGGCCACCAUCCUGCGCCGCAACCCGGAGCUGUACCUGCCGCACCCGCUGUGCCUCGACCAGCUGCUGGAGGACGCGCACUCCACCUACGACAAGGACUGUGAAGAGUCGGGAACUAAAAGUGAGUGCGGGUUGUCGGGCGCCACGGGCAGUGUGACGAUGGGCUACCUGGCGCGGGCCGUCGUCAACAACGUGCUGCAGGCGGCCUCCUCGCACGCCGCGCCCGCACACAACUCGCACGACACCUGCCUGCUGGUGUAGGGAGACAGUGAUAUGAUGACAAAUCAUGAGGUUGUGAAACUCCAGAAGCACACAUGGUUACUUGUAAUAUUUGGGAUCUCUGUGAAAGGCAAAUUCGGAAGAUUUCUCUAGUAUAUUGCAAUUAACAGUGCCAUAAUAGACAAAUUAUUAGGCUUAUUCACUAAGUAGAGUCUAAUCCCACAGAUGGUGGGAACUACAUCUUUAUAUUUAUCUGUGGCAUCUCACUCCACAUUCUUCUCUGUUGUGUUAUUAUUUUAUGAUGACCUUUGCAUUGUUAAGUAUUUACUUCCCGCAAUAAAUGGUCACAUUGAGAGAAUCUAAGAAAUUGAUAAUAGAUUGUGCAUCCGAAAAUUGUCUAUUUGCAUUAUUCUAAAUUUAAAUACAACUAAAUAAUUGAUUGUAUAGGCAACAGAUUGCAUUGUUAUUAUCAAUCUAUUAUUUCAAUGUAAAUUAUUUCAUAGCAUAUGUUAUCUCAAAAUAUAUCCUAUAACAUGUGGUAAUUUUAUCAUUCAAUUAACGACUGUUCCCAAUAUUCAGUCUAUCUCUUACUUGAGAUAAAAAUCGUAACUAUCAUUGACUUUUCUAUCCCAAUCAACUUAUUGAUGGUAACUCACCUUAUCCAUACAUGCUGUCUGUCAAUGGAAGGACGUAUAGCCUACCAGCGAUAGAAGAUUGUUUGAAAAUUGCAAUUCAGGCUUCCCAAUAUAAGGCGAUAAGAGUGACUUAUUGGGUAUAUUGGGACAGCUUCAGAUUAUCGAUAAGGUACUGACUGUUGAAGGUAGUUAUUUAUUACUAUCUGUAGAUAGUAUAUUGGGAACGGCCCUUAGAGAGAUAAAAGACAUAAUUAUCAGAAAUACUUAUAUUAUGAAGCUAGUUUCUAAGUAGAUUUUUAUAGUAUGUUAAUAAAUAAAACUAUGUUAUCAA
Molecule: messenger RNA, 4389 nt
Organism: Leptidea sinapis
Lineage: Eukaryota; Metazoa; Arthropoda; Insecta; Lepidoptera; Pieridae
Product: probable phosphorylase b kinase regulatory subunit beta
Exons: 23
Coding region: 232-3465 (1077 amino acids)
Biological process (GO): glycogen metabolic process
Cellular component (GO): phosphorylase kinase complex
Molecular function (GO): calmodulin binding
Source: RefSeq, a predicted model, not a curated record